AUUCAUUUGUUUGGGCGGGAAAGGAAAGCAGUGAAGGAACUGUACAAAAUAUGAUAUUCUCUCUCUCUCUCUCUCUGUCUAUGGAGAAAACCAUCAGGUCUGAGUAAAUCCUAAAAAAAGCAUCCAUGGCUCCAAGGAAGAAAUAUGGUUCAUCUUCAUCAUCAAAGAAAUCAAACCAAAACCACCAGCAAUCCCAACCUUCCAAGUUCGGAAUCCAACAUUUCUUCGAUCGCCACACUCAAAAUGUUGCUCUAUCAGCCUCUCAAAAUGCCAAAACUCCCCAACCUCUACAAACAUCCGUUCCCAAAAACCCUUCUCAGAGUACACCUCCCUCGAGUCUCACGGCAAUCCCCGCCGCAACCUUUGUUGAAUUCGGAAAUGAAGAAAAUCCAAUCGAGGUCUCGCCUCCACAUGUCUCCAAGUCAGUUCCAUUCAAACGCUUUAAAUUCUCACCUGGAAUGUUGAUAAAGCAGAGUCAGGAUGAUGGAGGUGAUGAGAUCACGUGGAAGAUCUCUCCGGUGAAUGAGCGGCUUCAAGCUGUCUCCAAGCAUUUGCCUGAGAUGAUGAGAGCUUUGGCUGAUGCUUCAAAGCUGAAUUCUUUGAAUUUUCACAAAUGCUCGCAGAAACAGAGUCCUCCUGGUUCAGUGGGAAAGCUCGAGACUUGGCUUUCUUCACCAGCACCAAAAGCCCCUGAAAGAUCCGUGAUAGUCUCAAAAAAGAUUUUUCCAAGAGCUCUUGAGCCAGAACAGGCAGUGGAGUUCCAGGGUAGCUGUGUAACCUCCAGUGAUCGGAAUAACACUGGUGCAGUUAAACAUCGUCAGAGUCCGUUCAGUCCUUUCCGGACUCCCCCAUCGAUGUCAUAUGGCCCAGAUGAUCCUGUUAAUGGCAGCAUGUCUAAAGAAACAGGCGAUCAGCCAGGUUUACGGCAACACAGAAAGGCAUUGCUUGAACUCUUAGACCAAGUGGAAGAUGUUAUUGCAGUUGAAGAAUCAGUAACUAAUGACCUGGAGGCGAAUUUAUCAAUAAGUCAAGGAGACAAAAAUAAUACGAUUUCUGUGGAAGCUGAUACUGCACCAAAGACACUGGCUAAGUUUCCGCCACAGAGGUUUAAUAGGAGAUCCUCUGAACAUAAUUUGCUUGUGUUGGAGGUUUAUGAGAAGCAUAAAACUGGUGAUUCAUCCAGUGAUCUGUCCCCUUUUAAGGUUAUUCGUCUAUUGAAUGAGCAAUGUGGGGAGGAGCAGACUUUGCAUUUGCAUGAUGAGUGGUUUAACAGCAUCAUUGGACCUGGUGAUACCAUACAUGUGAUUGGAGAAUUUGAUGAACAAGGAAAAUGUGUUGUGGACCAUGACAAUAAUCUUGUCAUUGUUGUUCCAGAUAUAUUGGUAUCUGGCACGCGGGUUGCUGCUAGUUUCAGCUGCCCCAGGAGAACUGUGUUGGAUGAGAGGCUAAAAUGUAGUGAGCAUUCAACUGCUGCGUUGAUUGGAACCUUGCUUCAUCAGAUUUUUCAGGCUGGACUUCUUAAGGAGCUUCCCACGAAAGGUUUUUUAGAGGAAUAUGCCAGAAUAGUGCUCCAGAAAAAUGUUGAGAGCUUGUAUGCAUGUGGAGUAAAGGAGAAGGAUAUGCUUAUAAUACUGAUUGAGGCAAUUCCAAGAAUAAUGAAUUGGCUCAUAUCCUUUAGGCAUUCAGAGAAAACAGGACUUCCUACUGUUGCUUUUGGAUCCAAUGGUGGAGAAAAAAAGGUCACCAUAAGUGAGAUAAUAGAUAUUGAGGAGAUGGCAUGGGCCCCAAGAUAUGGUUUGAAAGGAAUGAUUGAUGCUUCUGUUCGAGUUAAAAUAGAUUCGGAGACCAGUGGGGCCGAGGAGAAAAUAAUGCCUUUGGAGUUUAAAACCGGUAAAGGAACCACUGGCCAGUCUGCUAUGGAACAUUGUGCCCAGGUGAUCCUAUACACUCUCCUAAUGUCGGAAAGAUACUUGGAACAUAUUGAUUCUGGCCUUCUUUAUUAUCUCCAUACAGAUCAGACACAGGGAGUUUUAGUUCGAAGAUCUGACUUGGUAGGGCUAAUCAUGCGCCGUAAUGAACUUACAAAAGAUAUCCUAAAGGCAUCAACAACACAGCAAUUGCCUCCAAUGUUACAGAAUCCAAAUAUGUGCAAGAGUUGUCGCCACCUUAGUGCUUGUACCAUUUAUCAUAAGGCACAUGGUGGCAACACAGAGAGCAGUGGAUUGGGUGAUGUCUUUGACACACAUGUCAAACACUUAAGUGGUACUCAUUUUGGUUUCCUUAAAAAAUGGGAUCGGUUGAUUGACUUAGAAGCCAAAGAGAUGCAGGCUGCAAAUAGAAAGAUCUGGCGUUCACUUGGUCUUAGGAGUGAACACUCCAGUGGCCUAUCUUCUGUUAUUCUUGAUGCUUCAGACAAGCUCUUCCCCACUAAUUGUCCCAAAGAUGGCAGAUAUCUCUACCGGUUUGUACGUCAAGAUUUGCCUAAUUGUGACCAAGAAACAGAUAAUGGGCAGAUUCUAAAUGCUGUCUCUUCUCCAAUAAAAAACCUGGAUUGCACACUAAGAAGUGGGGACCAUGUGAUACUCAGCACAGAAGCUGGCCAUGUCGCAGUUGCCAAUGGAGUUAUAACUGACAUCAGUCGCUUUCAUGUUUCUGUAUCCUUUCCUCGACGCUUACGUCUUCCGGGGAACAAAUCUUCUUUAGAGAUGGGAGAUCUCCUUCAGGAGGUGUGGCGGAUUGACAAGGAUGAAUUUACCACCUCUUUUGCAAUUAUGAGAUUCAACCUUAUACAACUGUUUGUUCAAAGUGCCGAAGCUUCUCGUCUUAGAAAGAUGAUAGUUGAUAUUGAGGCACCCAGGUUUGACAGUGCAGGUAUAUUCAGCCAAGAUCCAGCAAUAUCUUAUGUCCGGUCAGAGAAGAAUCUAAACAAGGACCAGCGCAAAGCCAUCCAAAAGAUACUUACAGCAAAGGAUUAUGCUCUAAUUCUAGGAAUGCCUGGAACUGGCAAGACUUCCACUAUGGUGCAUGCUGUGAAGGCAUUGCUGAUGAGAGGUGCAUCCAUUUUGCUCACAUCAUACACAAACUCGGCUGUUGAUAAUUUACUUAUCAAAUUGAAAGCUCAGGGCAUAGAUUUUGUACGUAUUGGAAGAUAUGAAGCUGUGCAUGAGGAAGUUCGUGGCCACUGUUUUUCAGCGACGGGCACAUGCAGUGUUGAAGAAAUUAAGCUAAGAUUAGACCAGGUCAACAUUGUUGCAGUAACUUGUUUGGGGAUAACUCAUCCCCUGCUUGCCAACAGGAGGUUUGAUGUUUGCAUAAUGGAUGAAGCUGGACAGAUUACACUGCCUGUAUCCUUGGGGCCCUUGAUGUUUGCUUCAGUAUUCGUGCUUGUUGGAGAUCAUUACCAGUUACCUCCACUCGUCCAGAGCACAGAGGCUCGGGAGAAUGGGAUGGGAAUAAGUUUGUUCUGCAGACUCUCAGAAGCACAUCCUCAAGCAAUUUCAGCAUUACAAUGCCAGUAUCGAAUGAAUGCUGGCAUCAUGGAACUCUCAAAUGCCUUAAUAUAUGGGAACAGAUUACGCUGUGGUUCCCCCAAAAUAGCAAAUGCAAAACUCCAGUUUCUAUGUGCAAAGCCCAGUAUACCAUGGCUGAAGGAGGUCUUGGAUCCAAACAAACCGGUUAUAUUUAUUAAUACAGAUAUGUUGCCUGCUUUGGAGGCAAAGGACCAAAAGACCGUAAACAACCCUAAAGAGGCUUACAUUGUUGCAGAGAUCACUGAUGAAUUAGUGAACAAAGGUAUUGCUGAAGAAGACAUUGGCAUUAUUACCCCCUACAACUCACAGGCAAAUCUCAUCCGGCGUGUUGUAUGUGCAACCUCUGUGGAGAUACAUACCAUUGAUAAAUAUCAGGGCAGGGAUAAGGACUGCAUACUUGUAUCUUUCGUAAGAUCUAGUGAUAACCCAAGGGCUUGCAAGUCUUCACUACUUGGAGAUUGGCAGAGGAUAAAUGUUUCCCUGACACGUGCAAAGAAGAAGUUGAUCAUGGUAGGGUCGUGCAAAACUGUUUCGAAUGUUCCUCUUCUGAAACUUUUGAUUGAAAAGGUUGAUGAGCAAUCUGGUAUAUUUUGCAUCUCUCAGAAGGAUUUCCACCAAUCAGGAAAGCUGAAGAGAUGCUCACAGCAGAUGCAUGUAUUAUAGUACCAUGCUCCCAUAAUUUUUUGUUGCUCCUGUAAC
Messenger RNA from Telopea speciosissima, 4229 nucleotides. RefSeq names its product DNA replication ATP-dependent helicase/nuclease JHS1. Gene Ontology annotation, biological process: replication fork reversal. NCBI's taxonomy places the organism in Eukaryota, Viridiplantae, Streptophyta, Magnoliopsida, Proteales, Proteaceae. The record is from RefSeq and is a predicted model, not a curated record. The transcript is spliced from 34 exons. Gene Ontology annotation, cellular component: cytoplasm. Gene Ontology annotation, molecular function: 5'-flap endonuclease activity; single-stranded DNA helicase activity. The coding region runs from base 126 to 4193 and encodes 1355 amino acids.